AUGCUUCAAAAUUUUAAGGUAUAAGUAUUUAAAUAUGAAACUGUUACUAUUGAUCCCAAGGCAAUUUCUUAAAUUAAGAAUUAGCCAUUCUAUGAGGCUGUGAUAUGGAGAACUAAUGUUGAAGAAGUUUUAAAUAAAAUUCCUUAGUUCUUUGUAUAUAUAUCACUAUUUAAUAAUGAAUUUGAUAUGAUAUGGUUUAUGUCUUUUAUUUAAUAGCUAAAAGAAAGUGUAUCGGCAAUAAUAAAUAUACUCGAAGUUGUUAUUAAAGAUUAUUUUAUUCCAGAUUUAAUUUUAGGAUCAGUUUCAAUUGAUUAAUUCUUUUAAUCAAUGUUGUAUUUGAACUCAAUAUCUAAUUAAAUAUUAUUGAAAUAUCCUAAAUCUUUCUAGAUUAUCUCAAAAGUAUAAGAAUAAUAUUUAAGAGAAAAAUAAACUUUUAAAAUUAAUUUGAAAACCUUAAAUUUUUCUAAUUAUAAAGAUUUAAAGAUGUUAGCUUAAUUUAGAUAUGUGCUUACUACAAUAAAAAAUAUUUAAAAAUUGAUUAAGCAUAAACCCUUUUUUCUAUGAGAUCUGAAUUAAACGAUCUUAUUAGAUGUUUAAAAUUCAGUUCAAUAUUUUAAUUAAAAUUGAAUUUCUAUUUUGACGAAUUAGUUCCUACCAUAAUUCCAUAUAUUAACACAGUUAUUAGAAAUUGCCCAAAAUAAUUACAAUUCUUAUAAAUCUAAGUAGAAGCUAAUAGUGUAGAAUAAAUGAAAAUUGUUGUUGAAAGAAAGGAUGUUCUAACAGCCUUUUCUAAUUCAUUUUUAUAAAUUAUACAAUAAUACAAAGAUAGAUCUUUAGUUAUUCAAAAUCAAAUUUGAAUAUAGAUAAGAAUUUUUUUAAUUUAGAUCGCUACGAUUUUGAUUAAUUAUAUUUUGAAGUUUCUGGUAAUCUUAAUUUAAAUAAUUGCCAUUAAUUAUUUGAAUAAUUCACUUAGUUCAAAGUUUUCAAGGCAUCUAUUCUAAAUAAUACAGCCAUAUAGACUUUUUAAUUUUCAAGCAAUUUAAAAAGUUAACAAUUAGAAAUUCUGGAUAUUACUUUUGAAAAUAUUUAAUUAGAUUUUUAAUAAUUCCCUUUUAAUUAACUCAAUACAUGGUUUUGA
This is a messenger RNA of Paramecium pentaurelia, 1138 nucleotides long. The record is from the annotation of a GenBank genome assembly. Lineage: Eukaryota; Ciliophora; Oligohymenophorea; Peniculida; Parameciidae.